Molecule: messenger RNA, 3981 nt
Organism: Trypanosoma rangeli
Lineage: Eukaryota; Euglenozoa; Kinetoplastea; Trypanosomatida; Trypanosomatidae
Product: putative nuclear pore complex protein (NUP155)
Exons: 1
Coding region: 1-3981 (1326 amino acids)
Biological process (GO): transcription-dependent tethering of RNA polymerase II gene DNA at nuclear periphery; protein localization to nuclear inner membrane; protein import into nucleus
Cellular component (GO): nuclear pore inner ring; nuclear pore
Molecular function (GO): structural constituent of nuclear pore
Source: RefSeq, a predicted model, not a curated record
AUGGAGCCACAAGGAAACAUGGUGAUUAAAAUUGAGGACGCCGUCAAGAAGGCUGUGGAAGACACAAUCAACGCCGAAGUUCGUUCUGGAGCGGUGGGCCGAUAUUCAAACCCAUCGGCGUCCGGCCAUGCAACAUCUCACCCACUUGCUUUGACGACAUUUGACACCUCAUCCACGCUUCCAGAUUUUAUUCCACUGGUGGGUGUCGCAUGGCCUGAACCAGUCAAGGCGGUUUGGAAAACAUUCAAGGCAAACUCCAUCGUUGGUCUCUUUCCGGAGCUCUCCAGGGCGUGGAUAACUGUGGACAAUAAGCUUCUCGUGUGGAAUUACGGUACGGGAAGGGAUUUUUUAGUGUACGAUGAGAUACCAGAACUUAUCGUGGCUGUGGGUAAUCCGGUUACGCCCGCCACGGCUGUUUUUCAGCCUCACAUUACACUUGUGUUCCCUGUAGCCACUCCGAAAACAAUUCAUCUUCUGGGGCUAUGUGUAGUGGGGGAUGAACCCGCAAAAAGUGCCGAACUAUGUGUGGUAAACCUGGGUUUCUCUGCAUUAGCUCCCACUCUGGUCAUCAAGUUUGUUGGAUUGAAUGAUGUGGGGCGUAUCUUUACCGCUGGAGCAGACGGGUGUCUCUACGAGCUGAUGUAUACGAAGGAAAGCACCCAAUUGUUUCCGAGAGUUAGGCUUAUAAAUUAUUCUAUCAUGUUCGCUGGCAUUCCAAUUUUGAGUACUGUUAGUUCACUCAUGAGCACUUUUAAGCAAGCAUGGGGGAAAGAAAGACCUGCGUUGCUUGAUGUUGCCCUGGAGGCGAAGCGCAAGCUACUGUUUACCUUGGAUGCCGAGAGCACAAUAGCAAUGUGGAGGAUAACAGACGAUGGGCUUAAGUUUCUCUCCACAAUAAAGUACACCCGGAGCUCCUUGGAUCGCUACCGUCACUCAGAGUCCUCAAUGGAUGGUGCGGAGCGUCUUGUAAAGAUAUUUUGUGUUUCACCGUACGAGGAAAAUUGUUCCGUUGUCGUCAUUGCAUCCAAUGGGGAGCAGCACCGAUAUAUCUGUCAAGAAGGCAUGUGGGACCGUAUUGAAGGGAACCUCACUUUGCGGGAUCGGUUACCUUCUUACGUUCCGUCCAAUCGUGAGGUCAGUGUUUGCUUUGCCUCGGAUGGCAUAGCCAUUUUUUGUCACACCGAAAAGGAUGACGAAAGUGCCCCCUCAGAUUCUGUGACUGUGGCCACCUCCCCCAAGGCAGUCAUACCGCCACAUCAUCAUUGCCGCGAUAUCGUUGCCCACUUUGAGCCCUCAUCGUCACGUAUGGUCCGAGUAGACGCGAUAGGUGAGGUUCCUGUGAAAAAAAGUGUAAGCCCUAACGAAUUGUGUUCUCAGGUGUCUUGCUCUUCUAAGCAGUUUGUUUUUGCACACCGUCAUGGCAUCUCGACCUUUAUGAAGCUGCGUCCUGUGGACACCCUUCAUAUGAUACUUUCAUUCUCUGGCCAUCAAACUCGUGACAGCCUGCUUCAGCGGUUUUCGUCGGUGUAUAAUGCCUCUGACUACUGCUGCAUGCUUGUGCAGAUUGCUGUUGGGUGCACAAACGUACCGGCUAUUGUAAACGGCCCAUAUAUUGAGAAUGGCAUCGCCAAUUCUCCCCUGUUGCAGACGGAGAAGUCUCAUGGGAAGUCACAAGGACCUCUUUCAAUGGAGAAGGUUGGCUCCCAACUAAUCAAUACGACUUCACAAGAAGCUCAACGUCUGGCCCGUGAAAUACUUCGUAAUGCGAUGAUGCCCAGCUGGCAUGAGGGUCCAACCUCCGCUAGUGGCGGCAGACAAAUUGUGGUGCAGGUGUCGCCCUUUGCGUUGGGGGUUGCAGCGUAUAUUGGAAGGGCACUCUACAAAGUCUGGGAGAUGACGAUGGGAAACCUUCCUUUGCAGGAUUUGGCUGUCAUUGAAGUGGCGCUUUCAUCGUUGGUGCGUCUGCUGAACAGUUUGAAAAAGGAUGUGUGGUCUGAAAAUCUGGUUCAACCCUCUGUGCCAUUUCGCUGGGAUCAGAGCAAGGUGACGCUGACAUUUCCUCCUUAUGGCUCUUCUGUAUCCUCCUAUGACCUUAAAAUGUUGCAGUCUGCUUUCUUGUACUCCGCUCACUUUCUCUGUGAGCGUGUAUUGCAGACUAUUAAGUUUGCAAAACAAACAGGGUACAUCCCACUUUCUUUGGAUGACAGCAAAGUCAGCUUUGCGCAAGUUGUGUGUGAUCAAAGUGUCGCCCAUCGACUGGCACGUUAUAUCGGAAGAUUGGUAUUGUCCAGUGAGCACACAGUUGGAUUUUCACAGCCAGACCGCAUUGGUCCAUUAACCCAGCUUCAACUUGAGUGUCCAUACUUCUUCAGCUCCAUUGAUGUUCAGGAGUACAGUGCAAGGAUUGAACUUGAUCAGAUACUUUCGUCAAGCAAUGAAAGCCUUCAUGCGUGUUCAGAGAGUAAAAUGACGGAGUGGGAAUCCUCUGUCUCUCGCGUGGCUGCAUCGUUAUGGACCUCCGGGGCUCUACAAGGUAUCUGCCAACAGCUUAAGGCACUUAAAAAGGAGGACGCCGUUGUCAGACUCCUCCUUCACGCUGCAAGUCAAUUGGACCCAAGCAAUUCAGUGUUUGAGAUUUAUCUUGCGGAACGAAACGGUAACAGAAGUCAGAACUUUAGCUCCACGCUUAAUGCAGUGUAUCAGCAAAAGGUGAAGUUGCUGACGGCGGUGGUUGGGACACUGGAGGAGACCUGGAAUACGCACCGUAGUGUGGUGGACGACCUCCUUGGAGGGCCACUGUCUUCGGGAUCUAUCUGGCAGGUUGAACCCUCAGAUGAGAUGGCGCAUUGCUUUCUAUUUGAUUGGAUGUGUGUGCCACGUGACGACGCAACCAUUACAUCCAUGCUGAAAGAGACGUUGUCCACGAUACAAUCUCCCUUUCUUGAGGCGUAUCUUCAACGCAAUGCGCUAACGCUUGGGGAACAGUACGCACACUACUUGCGAAGGACGAAAAAAAAUUUCAAGAAGGCUAUUGAGGUCUGCGCUGCGAUGGCACAGGCACCACUGGCAGACAUUUCACGCGAGGAACGCAUUCCCUACCGUCUCCGGUGUUGGUCUGAGGCACGAGACUGCGCUGCUGAGUGCAACUCCGAUCAGUUAGCGCUUCUGGAGGAGCGCGUCAAGCUGAUGGAGGCGCAACUCCAGCUAUCAAAGAUCAUUUGCGAGUUUAUUAAUAGUGGCCUUCCUCAGUUGGACCGACAGGUUUCUGUGAGUGGGCAGGCAUUGCUUACGGAGAGACAAAUCGCAUUGGAGCAGUUGGAGCUUGUGGAUAAUUUUGCGCUCUCCAUCAGUCAACUUCUUGAGGUUGCGGGUUUGUUCUGCGCAUUUGGUGGGGCGGAAGUGCAACUGGACGUCUUGAGUGCUUCGAAUGUCACUGACGCAUCGCUCUACGCAGCUUGUAUUGAGCAGGCAUUUCAACGAAGAAACACCACUGUUGAAGAAACAGCACGACGAAUUAUUGGUAAAUGCCGACAUUUGAUUGCUUUUCCGUUGAGCCACGUAGCCAAAAUGCUUGAGGCCCAUGCGUUUCAUCAGUCACCUGAGGGAUCCACGCUGACUGUUGACAUCCUUACGGACUGUGGGGUAGAACACAACAUUGUUUUUUUUACGCUGGCAUCAAUUGUUGAAAAGAAAGAUGCAGUUGGGCUUCCUUGCGAGGUAUUUGAUCGAUCCGGAGUGACAGAUGCGUUUCUGGUGCAUUCACUGGCUGUCGCCCUUCAUCAUGCGGUGUUCGCCCCACAUCUUAGGUCUGUGCAGUUGCACUUCUUGAGAAAUGCUCUCAACACAGUUCGUGAAGGCAUUAAUAGAUGUGCGUAUUUUCGUGGGGAUGAGUGCAGCCGUCGGGCGCUAACUUCGGCGGAGCAAAUAUUGGAGCAGUGCCACCUCGCCGCCGGUCGGUUAACUUCCAGGCCUGGUUUCUAG